This is a messenger RNA of Benincasa hispida (wax gourd), 1030 nucleotides long. NCBI's taxonomy places the organism in Eukaryota, Viridiplantae, Streptophyta, Magnoliopsida, Cucurbitales, Cucurbitaceae. The record is from RefSeq and is a predicted model, not a curated record.
CCUUCUCCCAACUAUAUUAUUAUUCUAAAUCUAACCACUCUCUUUCUCAAUCUCUCUUUUUUUGUCCCUUCCCAUUUGGAAAAAGCAAAAAAAAAAAAAACUCCAUUUUAUUUUUUCACUUCCAUCUCUCAGAUUCCGUCUCCAAUCCCCAUGGCUGAAGAAUCCAAGAAAAUCGAAUUCACCCCGCCGCCGUCCGAUCCUACUCCACCGCCGCCGCCGCCGCCCCAAGAACUCCCAAAGGACGUCGCCGAGGAGAAAAGCGUCAUUCCACCACCCCCACCGCCGCUGACGAAAAAACCUGAUGAUUCCCAAGCUCUCGUUCUCGUUGAAGUUCCAGAAGCUGCUGAGCCCAAAAGUACCGAGGGCUCCGUGAACAGAGAUGCUGUGUUAGCAAAAGUUGCAACAGAGAAGAGGUUGUCACUGAUUAAAGCUUGGGAAGAAAGUGAAAAGUCUAAGGCAGAGAACAAAGCUCACAAAAAGUUAUCUUCUGUUGUGGCAUGGGAGAAUAGCAGAAAAGCUUCUGUAGAAGCUGAGUUGAAGAAGAUUGAGGAAAGUUUGGAGAAGAAGAAGGCUGAGUACAUUGAGAAAAUGAAGAACAAAAUUGCUCUGCUUCACAAAGCAGCAGAGGAGAAGAGGGCGAUGAUCGAAGCCAAGCGCGGAGAAGAUCUUCUCAAGGCAGAGGAGAUGGCUGCAAAGUACCGUGCCACUGGUACCGCCCCGAAGAAGCUUCUCGGGUGCUUCUCGAGUUGAAUGUCUCGUGCCCGAACACUGAUUAUUGUGUAUUGAAAAAUACAAAUCUUCAUCAGUUCAUCUCAUUUGGGUGUUAAUUAGAUGUGUUGUGUGUGUGAUGGAACGAAAACUGUUGUUUAUGUUUUGAUUUAUUGGUGUGUGUAGGGUUUAAGUGUUUGUGAAUAUGAUAUUUGGAGGAAGAUUACUUUGAAUGUAAAUCUACAUUGUUAUAGUGAUUAUUAUUUAUUGCAACUGAAACAGAUGUGAAAUGUUUGUUAAUAUUACUUUUCUUUGCAUGUUU